AUGAUGCUUGAUGAAACCCCAGAAAUUACAGCUCCUCUCGAACUUCCUCUUUAUCAGAAAAAACUCAUCACCUACAAUGUUGAUAGUACAACCAAUGUUACUCUCCCAACUCGUUAUGAGCCUGUGAAAGAUGAGAAAACUGGUCAAAUUUGUAUUUUAGGUCAAGGUGGAUAUGGUAUUGUUAUUGCUGCCCGUGAUCGCCAUAGACACAACGAACUUGUUGCUAUUAAGAAGAUUGGAGACGUUUUCAACGUUGCUCCAUACCGAAUGUUAAGAGAAGUGAUCAUUAUGAAACACUUGCACGGCCAUCCGAAUAUUGUGGAAUUGAUUGACAUUUUUGUACCUGGACAAACUCUUCAGGAAAUGAACGAUUUGUAUAUUGUGUUGGGCAUGAUGAAUGGAGGAGAUUUGAAACAGCUCAUGUCUCAAACAUUGCAACAAGGAGGAAUUUCCUUACAGACCAUCAAAGAUAUCAUGUGCCAAUUAUUGAGCGCCUUGUAUUAUAUGCACAGCGCUGGAAUUUUGCAUCGUGAUCUUAAACCUAGUAAUGUUCUUGUAAGCAAUACUGGAGACCCAGCCACAACACAGUAUCGAUUGUGUGACUUUGGUCUCAGUACUAAGGAGGAAUCAGACCCUGUCACUAAUCAAGAAUCCAUGUAUGUCGUGACCAGAUAUUAUCGUCCACCUGAAGUAAUUUUACAAUAUGAAAUUCAAAGCUCAGCCAUUGAUGCUUGGUCCGCUGGAUGCAUAUUCGCUGAAUUGCUCUAUCUUUUGCCACCAAAACCACAAAGAAGACCGCUCUUUGUUGCACGUAAAUCUGGCUCCAAUAUUCAAGGCAUUGAAGAGCAUUUGAACUUGAUUGUAUCAUUGUUAGGAAAGCCAGAUAUGAGUGAUGUCAAAGGUACAGCAAAUGGUGUGAAAUAUUUUGAACGUUUAUUUGGCCAUUAUCCCACUGAAGGCUUAGAUUUGAGACAAAUUUUCACUUCAGCUCCACCUGAAGCUCUUGAUUUGCUUAGAAAGUUCUUGACUUGGAAUCCUGAAAAACGUAUUUCUUUCGAACAAGCAGUACAACAUCCAUUCCUAAAAGGAAACCAAUUUAUUAACCUCACUAGACAUGAAAAGAAGAUUGAUUUUGAAAUUGAGAAGAAGGCAGAUACUGCUACUUUCAAGUGGAUGUUUUAUCAAGAGGUGAUAGAAUGGGCAAAGAGAAAUGGAGAGUUAUUUUAA
Molecule: messenger RNA, 1227 nt
Organism: Naegleria lovaniensis
Lineage: Eukaryota; Heterolobosea; Eutetramitea; Acrasida; Naegleriidae
Exons: 3
Coding region: 1-1227 (408 amino acids)
Biological process (GO): intracellular signal transduction; protein phosphorylation
Cellular component (GO): nucleus; cytoplasm
Molecular function (GO): MAP kinase activity; ATP binding
Source: RefSeq, a predicted model, not a curated record